AUGCCUAAAUCUAUACAGCCCGUUCCACUUUCUCGUCCUCCUCAAUUGUAUAGCCCUUCUCCGGUUCCUUUACAACCUGUUACAACUGCUUAUAACUCGCCUUUAGAACCCACUGCGUCAAGAUCUUUUCAAGGGCGCAAAGUUCUAUUUCUAGAUACUUCAAAUUCUGACAAUGAUCUGCUUUUCCCACUGUCAAGCGUAAAUACUCCAAUAAUACCAACAAUACCAACCACACCUGGUCUGCCUUUUUUAAGUCCCGGCCUUAUUUCUCCAAACUAUCGUCGUCCUAACCUUGUAGCCGCCAGUCAACAAUCUUUCAUACAACGGAAAUCUUUUGCUGAAAUUAUAAUUUUUACAAAUACUCAGUAUAGUCUAUUAAAAACUUUGUGCUCUGAUAAAAUAUUACCAGCUUACAGUCCUGAAGUUUGGGAGGCCAUGCUCCUCUGUGAAAAAUUUCCGACCACGAAUUCUGGGCAAGAUGCUUACGACGUGGAAAUGGCCACUGUAAGCUUGGCAAUUGAGUUCGCCAAUAAUAAUGAAAAAACGGCAAAUUUUAAUACUUUACUUCUCCAUUGUCUGAGCCAAAUGCAUCGUGUAUUAAUGCCAGAAUUUAUUGGAGAUAUUCCUGUAUCUGCAUAUAAUUCUUUAUUUCUCGUGAGAAUAUUUUCCAAACACUUUAUUGGAAAUAUGACUCGUGACGAAAUUCAUCGUCAGUUUGAAGGUCAUUGUUUAGAUGAUAUCAUAAAUAAACAUGAGACAAAUGGUUUGACUUGUGAAGAGGAUAAUCAUACCCAGAUAGAACUUGAUCUCAAUAACCUCGUAAUUGAUUUACAAGUAGUCCAGGAUCCAAGGCCUAAAUCCGAACAAUUAUUAGAUUGUUUAGUAUCUGCUAUAUCAACAUUAGACCCGAUUAAUGAUAUAGAUAUUUGUAUAAAGCAAUUGGUUAUUAACUUUGUUGAGCAAAAAUCUCCUCCACCAGCUUCGACAAGUGUUGUAUAUAAUGCUUAUUCAUAUCUGUUUCCUGGGAGAUCAUCUGCUUCAUUACUUGCAGAUCCGCCUCCCAUAGCAGAGCGAAGUUUGCUCGUAUUACUUCUACUUGCUUCUCAAUUGAAAAAGUCUGGCCAAGGCAACAAUAAAUUUAGAGAAUCAAUAAAAUUAUUGAAGGAUGCUCAAGCAUUAUACCAAUUAAUAUGCCGUCAGUUACCAAGUGAGGAGAUAUGCCUAAUUUUAUAUCUCUUUAUGGUUGAAAAUGAAGAUUUUAGAGUUUAUGUAUUAUCACGAUUAGAUCCCGAAAUUCUUCUACUUCAAAUACUUCGCUUACUUUAUGACGGUGUUGAAGGCAAAACAAAUUACUCUCAAAUGUAUAUUCUACUCACUAUACUACUUUUAUUCAGUCAGGACGAAGUGUUUAAUGAGAAUAUUCAAAAAAUUCAAAUAACAUAUCAACCAUGGUUUACAGAACGUUUAUUAAAAUCAAUAUCAUUAGGAGGGCUCGCGUAUCUUGUUCUAAUACGCGUAUUACAAUACAAUCUUUGUUCUCAUCGGGAUGUUUAUUUCCACACAAAUUGCCUAGCAAUUAUGGCUAAUUUGGGUAGCAGUAUUCAAGAUAUACAUCCUUACGUAGCACAGCGACUUGUAAAUUUGUUUGACAUUGUAGCAAAGAGAUAUCAAAAACUAUAUAAGAAAGUCCAAGAAGGUGAAGAGGACAAUUCCGAUGACAUUGUCAUUUAUGGCGAUCUUGUUUGCCUAGUAUUGGAAAUUAUUAAUUCCGUACUGACGCGAAGGCUUAAUUCAAAUCCGGAAUUAAUAUAUUCUCUACUACAUAAAAAAGACCUUUUUACACAAUCAAAUUUGAAAUCUCCGUCAGCGGAAGAAAUUUCAGAACUAAUAGAAACAGUAGCACGAACUUGGCCACCAGGUCGUCUCAAGGAAUUUCCUGAUCUCAAAUUCCAAUAUGAGGAAGAAUCUGAAUCACAGGAAUUCUUUUGCCCAUAUGUAUGGUCCCUCAUACAUCGACAUACUUGGAUUUAUUGGGAUGAAGAAAAAGCACGUAUUUUACAUGAUUAUAUUACGCCUGAAGAACCAGUGGCUUUGGAUGCAUUUAUUAUAUCAUAA
Molecule: messenger RNA, 2115 nt
Organism: Cetraspora pellucida
Lineage: Eukaryota; Fungi; Glomeromycota; Glomeromycetes; Diversisporales; Gigasporaceae
Source: the annotation of a GenBank genome assembly